Phalacrocorax carbo (great cormorant) is the source of this 2565-nucleotide messenger RNA. The record is from RefSeq and is a predicted model, not a curated record. Lineage: Eukaryota; Metazoa; Chordata; Aves; Suliformes; Phalacrocoracidae.
CUCUCUAUACAUGUGGGGUGGCUUUUUAAACUCUCUCUAUACAAACAUAUUUAUUAAGAGCGAUGGGAAGUGGGGGGUAGCCUAUUUUUUUAAUCCAGGCACCAAACCCCCCCUGCCUCAGAUGUCUGGCUGCUUUUCUUAAGUGCAAUCAUCUAUAAUUGAGGGGGGGGGGGAAAGCCAUACGUGGAAAUGUGUGUGUGAGAAGGUGCAUCUUGAAGCAGGGUUUAGUUACAAUCGAUCUUGGGGGGAAAAUAUUGCCUAUGGUCCAAAAAUAAGGAGCAACUAUGUCCUUCUCUCAGUUCGGAUACCCCUACAGCACCACUUCACAGUUCUUCGUCCCCGCCAGCCCCAGCACGACCUGCUGCGAGGCCGCCCCCCGUUCCGUGCCGGAUGCCUCCUCGGCGCCGGCCGCCGCCUCCCUCUGCUGCGCCCCGUACGAGAGCCGGCUGCUGCCGCCCGGCCGCCCCGAGCUCAAUGCGGCCCUGGGCAUGUACGGCGCCCCGUACGCCGCCGGCCAGGGCUACGGCAACUACCUGCCCUACGGCGCCGAGCCCGCCGCGCUCUACACGGCGCUGAACCCCCAGUAUGAAAUCAAGGACGGCGCCGGCACGCUGCACUCGGGAAUCGCGCAGCCCGCUGCCUACUACUCCUACGACCACUCCUUGGGGCAGUACCAGUACGAGAGGUACGGGACGGUGGAUUUCAGCGGUUCGGCCAGACGCAAAAACGCAACGCGAGAGACGACGAGCACCCUCAAGACCUGGUUGUACGAGCACCGCAAAAACCCCUACCCCACCAAAGGAGAGAAGAUCAUGCUGGCCAUCAUCACCAAAAUGACCCUGACGCAAGUGUCCACUUGGUUUGCUAACGCCAGACGGAGGCUCAAGAAAGAAAACAAAAUGACCUGGUCUCCCAAGAACAAAGCGGGGGAAGAGAGGAAAGAAGAAGCCCCGCGGGAUGAGGAGGAAUACGGCGCGGAGGGUGAAGGCAGAGAGCAGAAGAGCUGCAAGGAGGACAAGGAGUUGCGGUUCAGCGACCUGGACGACCUGGAGGAAGAGGAGGAGGAAGAGGAGGAGGAGGAGGCGGAGGCGGGGAAGCCGGAGAAGGGCCGGGCCAGCUCCCUGCAGGAAGCCCCCAGCCUCGACGCGGCGGUGCCCGAGGCUCCGAGGAGCGACUGCAGCCUGCCCGGCCCCUUCCGCGCCUUUCCCUGCGCCAAGGCCCCCGUCGCAGACUUGUCCCCCGACGCCCUGCGCGGCCCGCUGCCGCCCUACGCGCCCGCGGAGAAGCCGCGCAUCUGGUCGCUGGCGCGCACGGCCGGGGCCGGCGCGGCGCGGAAGGGCAGCCCCGAGGGGGGCUGCGGGGCGGCGGGGGAGCUGCCCCUGCCCGCCAAGGCCUUCCGGAGCUCCGCUUUCAACCUGCAGCCGCUCCCGCGGAGCUGCGCGUCCCACCGCGGCCUGGGGGAGCCGUGCCAGUACGCGGCGGCGGGCGAAGGCUUCGGGCGGGGCGCCAAGGGCGGCCCGGGAGGCGCCGAGCUGGGCGGGACCUGCCUGGACAGGCUGCGGACGGCGUUCCGGCCGGUGCUGCGGAGGGCCGCCCGACCCUUCCUGAGCGCUGGCGAGGGGACUCUGGCUGCUGCGAGGCUCUCUCGGCUCGAAACAACGAAGGAAAGCUCUCCCCUAUCCGGGCUGAGCUCCCGGCCCCACAGGCAGGGCCCGCGGCUCUGCCCGUCUGCCCUCGCUGGGACGCGUCCUGCCGCCCCGCCGCACAACGUGCUGCUCACGUGGGGCCAGGGCGCGCAAGCAGAGCGGCCAGGUGUCCAAUACCCCUCCCAACGGCUCUGCCGAAAAAAGAAAAAAAUAUCUUUUCUCUUUUCCCCCCACGUCAUGGUUUGUUUUUCCUUUUCCUCCCAAACCCGCUUCCUUCCCACUGCAUCCUGCUCUGCCAAGGUCUGUUCGUUCACAGUUGCUCCACACCGUCUGGAGGAGGAGGAGCAGCACAAGGUUACACCAGGCUGUUUAUUUCCCAUCGCUGUACAUAGAUACUGCCAAAAGUAUUUUUCAGAGUCUCUAAUUAACACGGAUGAGCUGAAGGCCGUGAAGCUGUCCUGUGACCCCUGCAUCUCUUCAGCCAGGCCCGGCGCAGCAGCCCCCGGCCUGGGCACCUGGGGCAUGGCCAGGGCACCCCCAGGCAGCACAUGAAGUAGGACGUUAUUAGUGGGUCACCUCCGUCCGUCAGUGAAAAGAGCAGUGCUACACUUUACAGGACAGAUGAGAAAGGGAAACCAUAUCUCUGCAUUAUUUCUGUUUAAUUAAAAGUGUCAUCAAACACUUUGUGUUCAGACUAAUAAACCAAGCAGGGAUGAGGAAAGAAUGUUUCUUUGUUCCCGUCUCUAGAAGCAGUGGCAAUAAUUUAAAUUAAUAACUGUGGUAAUUAAGAGAUCAUCUAUAGAUCAACCCAAUACCUGCUAUUUCCAAGUUCACUGAGGUCAACAUUUACAUUAAGUCAUUUGUGGUCAAUAGUGUCCAAUGAAUUCUGCCUUAAUAAAUCAGGGAAAUCAAUCUUGAA